Molecule: messenger RNA, 1502 nt
Organism: Haemorhous mexicanus (house finch)
Lineage: Eukaryota; Metazoa; Chordata; Aves; Passeriformes; Fringillidae
Gene: PSMC4
Product: proteasome 26S subunit, ATPase 4
Exons: 11
Coding region: 159-1415 (418 amino acids)
Biological process (GO): proteasome-mediated ubiquitin-dependent protein catabolic process
Cellular component (GO): proteasome regulatory particle, base subcomplex
Molecular function (GO): proteasome-activating activity; ATP hydrolysis activity; ATP binding
Source: RefSeq, a predicted model, not a curated record
CCGAACUGGGAUUGAACUGGGAGUUACUGGGACGAACUGGGAGCUCCGGCAAGGCCCCGCAAGCCGCGCAUGCGCAGAGUCGCGCAUUGACGUCACCGCUCCGGCGCACGCCCGCUGGCGCUGACGCGCUGACGUCACUUCCGUGGCGCCCCGUCACGAUGGAGGAGCUGGGGCUGCUCGGGGAGAAGCCGCAGGACGAUGUCCCGGCCUUGGCCGCCCCCCGGCCCCUCCCCGGCCUCUCCUUCCUGGUGCCGGAGCCCGAGGACCUGGAGGACCUGUACAGCAGGUACAAGAAGCUGCAGCAGGAGCUGGAGUUCCUGGAGGUGCAGGAGGAGUACAUCAAGGACGAGCAGCGGAACCUGAAGAAGGAGUUCCUGCACGCGCAGGAGGAGGUGAAGCGCAUCCAGAGCAUCCCAUUGGUCAUCGGGCAGUUCCUGGAGGCCGUGGACCAGAACACGGCCAUCGUGGGCUCCACCACAGGUUCCAACUACUACGUGCGCAUCCUGAGCACCAUCGACCGCGAGCUGCUCAAGCCCAACGCCUCGGUGGCGCUGCACAAGCACAGCAACGCCCUGGUGGACGUCCUGCCGCCCGAGGCCGACAGCAGCAUCAUGAUGCUCACCUCAGACCAGAAGCCGGACGUGGUCUACGCCGACAUCGGCGGCAUGGACAUCCAGAAGCAGGAGGUGCGCGAGGCCGUGGAGCUGCCCCUCACCCACUUCGAGCUCUACAAACAGAUCGGCAUUGACCCCCCGCGGGGGGUGCUCAUGUACGGCCCCCCCGGCUGCGGGAAGACCAUGCUGGCCAAGGCCGUGGCCCACCACACCACAGCCGCCUUCAUCCGCGUGGUGGGCUCGGAGUUCGUGCAGAAGUACCUGGGCGAGGGCCCGCGGAUGGUGCGCGACGUCUUCCGCCUGGCCAAGGAGAACGCGCCCGCCAUCAUCUUCAUCGACGAGAUCGACGCCAUCGCCACCAAGCGCUUCGACGCCCAGACCGGCGCCGACCGCGAGGUCCAGCGCAUCCUCCUGGAGCUCCUGAACCAGAUGGACGGCUUCGACCAGAACGUCAACGUCAAGGUGAUCAUGGCCACCAACCGGGCGGACACGCUGGACCCGGCGCUGCUGCGGCCCGGCCGCCUGGACCGCAAGAUCGAGUUCCCGCUGCCCGACCGGCGCCAGAAGCGCCUGAUCUUCUCCACCAUCACCGGCAAGAUGAACCUGUCCGAGGAGGUGGACCUGGAGGAUUACGUGGCGCGGCCGGACAAGAUCUCGGGGGCCGACAUCAACUCCAUCUGCCAGGAGGGUGGCAUGCUGGCCGUCAGGGAGAACAGGUACAUCGUGCUGGCCAAGGACUUUGAGAAGGCGUACAAAACCGUCAUCAAGAAGGACGAGCAGGAGCACGAGUUCUACAAGUGACACCUGGGGACACCUGGGGACACCCCUGGGGACACCUCAGGGACACCUGGGGACACCUGGGGACGUUCAAAUAAAGCUGAGACCGAA